CAUUUACACAGGAUACUGAGGUUGGCUGAGAGAGACAGAGAGAGAACAGCCACCGGUUGCUCAUUGACACUUUCAAAGGCGGCAGAGACAGACAACCUGCCCUAUGUGCGGCUCCUCUCAAGGCUUUGCAGCCUCCGCAUCCCAGGGUAGCACAGCAAUGUUAACUGAGCGUUCACCAAAAAGCACAGGCGUUCUCGCGGCGGGGUUGCCAGAUGCACAGGAAGUCAACAUGGCAACAUGGGCCGAAGUGGAUUUUGAAGAGAACUGCACUUACAUUGUGAAGGACCACCCCUUGGGGGAAGACUCAGAAAAUCGAGGUUGGACGCAAGCGGAGAGGUCGCUACCAAGAAACCUGGCUCUGAAGCGCAGCCGGAACUCAACAGAGGUGCUUGGCGUGACCAGUAAAGAGUUGAUUCCUAAGGGGACAAGGUUUGGUCCUCUAGUAGGGGAACGCUACACCAAUGAAACACUUCUAAAAGAUGCCAACAGGAAAUAUUUUUGGAGGGUCUUCUCAGAGGGCCGCUUACACCACAUCCUGGAUGGUUUAAAUGAAGAGCGGAGCAACUGGAUGCGUUACGUCAACCCAGCCUGUGCUGUGGAGGAACAGAACCUGGUUGCGUGCCAGAAUGGCCUUGACAUUUACUUCUACACCAUCAAACCCCUUCAACCUGGCCAGGAACUUCUGGUGUGGUACUGUCCUGAAUUUGCACAGCGCUGUAACUAUCCUCCACUGGGUCAGCUGGUUAUUGACAAUAUUGAACAGAGUCAAGCUCAGAAGAAGACUACAGGGAAACGAGGGCACACCGUCUCUGAAAUCCUCCGGGAAGACCCAACCAAGUCCCAGACUGCCUGCUCUCGACAUCUGGACAGUACCCUGUCUCAGACCAACCUCCCCGCUUUCCCGUUGUGUCCCGGUGUCGUCUAUCCAAUCCAGCCCCACUCAGAAUCGCUGCACGACAAAAGAUAUGCACAUCUGCCACCUUGCGGCCCUCCAGCUGCCAAAACAGCGGCUUUGAGUGGUCCUCACCCCUCGAGUUUGCGUUUUACUUUUCAGCAAAAUCAAGGGCCUCUUGUAGUCAAAUCUUACCAAGAGCCUUGCAUGCUUGACUGUGUUCAUCCUACUCUGGGGCACACUCCUUAUUUCCUGCCUCACUACCCACUUGGCCUUAGCAGCAGUCUACCUCACUCCAACCUGUUGUACGAUCGGCAAAAACCUCACUUGACACUCUCGUCUCCUUUGCUGCCUUUCGAGAGCUACACACCUAUCUUACAUCUUUUGCCGAACAGACACAGAAGCUUGACAUUUCCACUAUCCAGUACAAAGCAAAACCUCGUUUUUUCACCAGCCACCGAGCAAAAAGACAAAACUGACCUCGCGUCCAAACGGACGCACUACCUCAGUAGUCCCAGUGGUGUGCCAUCUGAUGAUCUCCCCAGAGAUUUCGUGCACCAUCCUCCCAGCAAUCUCCAAGCAAGUCUGCCUAUACCUGCCACAUCGAGUGCCUCAUCCGUCAUCGCCUCCCUCCGGGAAGCGCUAUGCUCUCUUACUCCGAGAGGAAGCUCACCUCCAAUGGGCAUGGCUGCCUCCCCAGAAGGUCUUCCAUCCAAACCCACCUCUGCUACACAGACAAUUACUAAGGAGGCAGCUGACCUCGGAAAGACAAAAGGAGAAGGACAGGUCAUUGGUUACAAGACCUUGAACUACCCUCUCACCAGGCAGAAUGGAAAAAUCCGGUAUGAGUGCAACAUCUGUGGGAAGGUCUUUGGGCAGCUGUCCAACCUCAAGGUACAUCUGCGUGUACACAGUGGAGAGCGGCCCUUUAGAUGUCAAACCUGCAGUAAGAACUUCACACAGCUUGCCCACCUGCAAAAACACUACCUGGUUCAUACCGGAGAGAAACCGCACGAAUGCAAGGUGUGCCAUAAACGGUUCAGUAGCACUAGUAACUUGAAGACCCACCAGCGGCUACACUCAGGUGAGAGACCUUACCCGUGCAAGUUAUGUCCAGCUCGCUUUACCCAGUUCAUCCACCUGAAGCUUCACAAAUGCCUCCACACUGGAGAACAACCUCAUCGGUGUCCUCACUGUCCCUGCGCCUACCUCCACCACUGCAGCCUCCAGGUGCACCUUCAAGGCUUCUGCCCUGUUUCCUCCUCGGCUUCCCCGGGACAAGAUCCGGAGGAGCUACAUCAGGCCAAUUCUGAAAUUGAGAGGUUUGACAUGAGCGAGGCAGCGGAGAAGCUUGACGUCAUCGCUGCGGACAUCAAAAUGGACAAGGGGAAUGUGUUUGACUUCCUACAGAGUAUAGAAAGACACACUUCUGGCCAUCAGGAUGGAGCCAGAGGGGAGAGUGCAUCUUUGGAACUCAUCAGCAUUAAGAAACCAGUGAAAAACUAUGCUUCCAGCCAACCACGUCACGGCGGUUUGAUACCUCUGUGUCCAACCAACAUCAAGCUAGAGUCUGGCUGUAUAUCAGAGCCCUAGAACAGAGCCAUAUAAUGUCUACUGAUCAACUAAGCAGCUGUUUGUUAGCGCCCCUUUUAAAUUAAAGCCUUAUCGAAAUCACCGAUCACCUUGUUUCUAUUUUAGAGACACAACUUUAGCAGCACGGGCUGGAACCAGUGAACCGACUGAUCUGAUGUAAUGUUAAUUUAUUACUUAUCUAAUAUUAAUCUAAUUUCUUAAGUUGUGAAAGAUGUAUCUGCAUUAUUGAGUGUGUUUUCUGCUUUCUAUCUGUUUUGAACAUGCAUAAAGUAAGUUUGCUAUU
Messenger RNA from Thalassophryne amazonica, 2768 nucleotides. It is a transcript of the gene prdm1c, whose product is annotated as PR domain containing 1c, with ZNF domain. Gene Ontology annotation, cellular component: cytoplasm; nucleus. Gene Ontology annotation, biological process: cell fate commitment; regulation of transcription by RNA polymerase II. The record is from RefSeq and is a predicted model, not a curated record. The transcript is spliced from 7 exons. Gene Ontology annotation, molecular function: DNA-binding transcription repressor activity, RNA polymerase II-specific; RNA polymerase II cis-regulatory region sequence-specific DNA binding; histone deacetylase binding. NCBI's taxonomy places the organism in Eukaryota, Metazoa, Chordata, Actinopteri, Batrachoidiformes, Batrachoididae. Bases 104 to 2485 code for a protein of 793 amino acids.